Messenger RNA from Dibothriocephalus latus, 729 nucleotides. NCBI's taxonomy places the organism in Eukaryota, Metazoa, Platyhelminthes, Cestoda, Diphyllobothriidea, Diphyllobothriidae. The record is from the annotation of a GenBank genome assembly.
AUGGCCCCUUUUAAAGUGCCAACUUGUGUAGACCCUGCGACAAGCCCUAAUGCGGGUCAUCAUUUGAGACACCUACCGCCGUCACGUGGAGCCCCCAUUGGUGCGUCUGGGUCCACCGCUUUUCCUUUGGACACAGAAGUCAAGGUCUCUCAAGCAAACGCGGGUUCCAGGAUCGGCUCUGCGGUCCGCUCUCCCCAUCCUGUUCACUGUCUUGCAAUGUUCAAGCCCAUUGAAGAGGAGCAUACCCCUGUCCUGCAAGGUCCCAGUCAGAGUGGAAGGACGGAGGGAGAUAUGGCAAGAGACCCGCGGGAAAGCGAACUCUCAGAUGAUGUCCUCUCCGUGGACUCAGUGGGAAUGCUGUUUACUACGUCUGCAAACAGAAGAGAGGAUCGUAGUCUGUCUUGCAGUUCGCAAACUAAGCCACUACAUGCUGAGGCCUCAGUUCAACGUGGCGAACCAUUUAUUCUAAAGCCCAAAAGCCGACACAAACCAGGAAACCUCCCCCUUCCCGAGAAAUCUGACAGUUCCAGCAGCGGCCUCGGCAGUGAACACAGUUGUGCCGAUUCAGCUGCCCGCACGGACGCCGGCAAUGAACCUGCCGCCGUAGCGCCAACAGACACCAGUGCGCCGACAGUACGUUGCUACUGCAAGCAGUCUGUCGGACGCGUUCCUCGCUGCAAAACGCGUGGACACUACGGUCACAGCCAUCGUCACAUCGCGGUCACUGAU